Messenger RNA from Myxocyprinus asiaticus (Chinese sucker), 2844 nucleotides. Its product is annotated as aspartate beta-hydroxylase domain-containing protein 2-like. The transcript has 6 exons. Lineage: Eukaryota; Metazoa; Chordata; Actinopteri; Cypriniformes; Catostomidae. The record is from RefSeq and is a predicted model, not a curated record. Bases 137 to 1192 code for a protein of 351 amino acids.
UUACGGAAGCACUGAAUGCGGAAUCUCCUGUCAUUUCAGGGCUGCAGACCGGGAAAGAGAUAAACAGAUUAAGGGACGUGGUGCGAACGAAGGGGGAACAAGAGAGAAGUGGAGAAGUGCUCACUCUCUCAUUAUUAUGUCCUGGUCUCUGGACUUGGUGCUGCUUCCCCCAUGUGCACUGCUGAGUGGUCACCCCCUAAGCGGGCUGCUCUGGAUCAUCCUCCUCCUCUUCCUCUGGUACUGCUACCGUGUGGGUUCUGACCCGCCAUCCCAUGCUGGAGUGCUCAAAACCAGCUCCUCUUUCUCUCGGUCAUCCAGUCGCUCCCCUGUCGACCCCGGACACUCUGCCACUAAAGCAUCAGCGGCAAUCGCCAUGGAGUUUGUGGAGGAAGAGGAGGGGACAGAGAGCUACCUGACACCAGUGUGGAGCCAUGCUCCUUUUCCCUCUGAGGCUGCAUCGGGAAGCAGGAAGUUAUACAAAUCACUACAGGAGUAUGCCAAGCGCUACAGUUGGGCCGGCAUGGGUCGUAUUCACAAGGGCCUGCGUAAUCAGGCCAGGAUCAAUGAUCGGCCCUCCAUUCAGAAACCUCAUCUCUUUUACCUCCCAGAUGUUCCCAGCAUACCUUUCUUUCCCAGGGAUGCUCAUCGCCAUGACAUUGAGGUUCUGGAGGCCAAUUAUCCCAUCAUCCUUGCUGAGUUCCAGGCAGUCUACCAGGGGGGAAUUGAUACUAAACUAGGGUGGACCUACCAAGGACCAAAGGGCCAGGCAGUAUUCCCGCUCUAUAAUGCUGGAGUGUGUGUUGCCAGUAACUGUCGUGCAUGCCCGUAUACGUACCGAACCCUCCUGUCUCUAAGAACCUUCAUCAGUAGUAACUCUCUGGGGUCUGCUGGAUUCUGGCUCCUGGGACCUAGGGCCACACUAGGAGGGGCCUAUGGUCCUACAAACGCACGUCUGCGCUGCCAUCUUGGUCUUCAGACACCUGCUCAAUGUGAGCUAGUUGUGGGUGGAGAGCCACAGUGUUGGUCAGAAGGUCACUGCCUCCUUGUGGAUGACUCUUUCCUGCACACCAUCUCACACAAUGGGGGUGCUGAAGAUGGUCCUAGAGUUAUCUUCAGCGUGGAUCUCUGGCACCCCAAUGUGGCUGCAGCAGAGAGACAGGCUCUAGACUAUAUUUUCACCCCUGAGCAGUAAUUCAAACUACAUUUCCCAGGAUGCACUGCACAAUCCUUUCUGCCACAUCAAAAUGCCAAAAUGUUGUUCGGAGUUUACAAAACAUAUUUUGGUUGAGUUAAAAAGGCAGACUGAGGGGUUUUUUCCAUUCAAUUACCACAUAUUUUAAGUGCAUUUCUGUUCAGCAGAAACCUUAAAGGAACAGUUCACCCUAAAAUGAAAAUUCUGUCAUCAUUUAGUCACCCUCAUAUUGUUUAAUACCUGUAUGACUUUUCUUCCAUGGAACACAUAUGUUAGGCAUAAUGUUAUCUUUAGUCAACUUUCACUUUCAUUGCAUUUUGUUUUUUACAUACAAUGAAAGUGAAUGGUGACUAAGAUUGAGCAUUCUGUCUAACAUCUCCUUUUGUGUUUCAUGGAAGAAAGAAAGACAUACGGCUUUGGAAUGACACGAGGGUGAGCAAAAUUUUUUUUUCUUUUUCUUUUUCUUUUUUUUUGGGGUGAACUAUCCCUGAAAAGAGUAGUUCAGUCAGAACUACAGUUCCCCAAACUUCUCAAAAACAUAAUACUCAAAAUACAGACCAGACAGCAUAUGGUCUAUGGACUAUGAUGAGCCCUGUGUGUAGACUCACAGAGCUUGUUCCCUGAACACUGUCCUGAGCACUCGAACAACAUCUUUUUGAAUUUCAUAUCUAUCUUUGAUUGUGCCUCUCUUGAUAAUCCCGUUCUCCUGUUCUAUCAUUUUUGUGCCUGAUUUCUUCUCUUCCUCUUCUGACCUCUCUGAUGUAUACUGUGAUAUAUUGUUCUCCGUAAAUACUAUACUUACUAUACAGCCUGAUCUCAUGACAAUUAUGUGACUGUUGUGACAUUUUUGGAAAAUUAUAUUUACUUUACAUGUAACGCAGCAUUUCAGAGGUGAAAUGUCCACUGUGUGGCACUGAAAUCAAGUCAAAUUUUCUUCCAAACAGAUGGUUUUUAAAGGCCUACCGAGUUUAAAAUCAAGAAAACCAACCUCCCAACCCUAAACCUUAAACCCAAACCUGACUGAUAGUGUCAUAAAUUAUGUGACAUCCACUCAUGUGCUCUUCUGGAGGCCUGUCCUUCAUGUUGGAAGUGCAAUGCUCUAUCAACUCCAUAAUUCUAGAAUAAGCUUUGUAAAUGAAGUUGGUUAUGUAAUGCACAUGUUAAAAUGUAUCGCCGUAUACGUGGCUAUAGUAAAAGUGUUUUUAUAUCAUAAGAUAGCAUUGUGUGAGGAACAGGUUGAAGAGUAAGUGUUUAUGCACAGAAAAUCUGCUGUGUGAUUUGUGUGAGUAAAUUAAAGUCAUUGUUGUUGUCUAGUGUUCAUUUCACCAGUAAACUGCCGAGAAACGUACAACGAGCCACCUAAAAAUCAUUUUGCAAAAAUGUUGGUAUAGUAUCAUGAUUCAGUGAGAACAGGAUGCAACUGCAAGUGUAAUUCACACCUGUGCUGAAAAUAAUGUUUUAUUACAUCAGAUGCUGAUUUAUUUUCAGACCUGUGAAGCACACACUGAAGACAAUAUAUACUGUACAUGACCGGACUAUUUGCAUGCAACGUGAAUAUUUUGAUCGGAUAGCCAACAAUGCAUUUGAUGACUGUCCUGCAAAUCAGUUAUGUAAUCAAUUCAACUGAGUUCAGUUCAAAAUAAAACAUUUUG